AUGGACGGGCUGUUCAAACUUCUAUGGCCUAUGAGCCAUCAUGCUGGCCCAUCUAUUGAUAUUCCCACGUAUCAGCAAGGGUGUGGUGAGGACCAAAUAGACCUUCAAAUCAAGUCGCUAUUGUAUAUGUUUCGAAGAUGUGGAAUAGCCAAAUCCGAACAGUUCAGGCAAGGAGACGAGUUGAAUGGUGUCACAAUUCGACGCCAUAAAUUGUCUGACAAGAGAUCAGUGGCAGAUUUGAGGGUUUUAGGUGAAACACCUGAUAACGCUCUCAACAAAUACAGCCCAGACGGGUUGCAAGGCAUGUCAGCCAUGGAUAAACAAAAGCUGGACGUCAUGUAUAGUAAAUCACAGUUUGAGAGAGUAUUAUCGAAUGACGAACAUCGCGUCCUUAUUGACUGGACCAAAAACAAGUUCAGAUCUUUAUGCAUUUUAAGUGGACGACCCAAAGAGAUCGAGAUUCCAUCAUUUGAGUGUCCCAACUAUCAUUUCAUUAUUUUACCAGCCGAUGCUAGCGAAGAAGAAUAUAUUCGAAAGCUAUCAACUUCAGACUUAUAUAUUGAGCAUUCGUUUUCUCUUGCACAACGCCAGAAAAUCAUCAAGGAGAUCCUAUUCUCUGUCAGAGCCAAGAAAGGGCGUACCACGGCAAGCCCGGACAACGCCAGUCAAGGCAAUAACACGAGGUUUAGCAAAGAUGAAAGAGCAUUUAUUAUCCACAAAUACUUGAGUGUACUUGCAACUGAAAUACAAGUAGAGAGGCUUUAUCGAGCCACACUUCGAGCUAAGCAGCAGCAACAGCACCAACAGUAUCAAGAGCAGUUACAACAACAAAUGAAUCAGAGUGAUCUUAGUGAAGGAAGUACUUCUCCUCCAACGGCAAGUGUUUUUGGUUCUCCAGGACGUAUGCCUCGUGCUGGGUUUGUACCAUCGUCUGCAGACCGCAGUCGAAGUCGAAGUCCCGAACGCCUUAGUAAUGGAAGCUCUGGAAAUACUGGUAAUCGUUCGCCAAGUCGGAGUCCUGAGCGCUUGAGCAAUGGGACUGCUUCAGCUAAUCGAAUAUACAUCCAUGGUCAGAAUCCUGCUUCCCAUUCUGCUGUGCACUCACCCAAACCAGCUCCUAAAUUAAGUUCAUAUCCCUCAUUACCAUCUCUUAGCUCGACCAAUACAAGGCCGUAUACAGGACAAUCAUUAUCCCGUUCUCCUAGUCCUGGUAAAUUCUCACUUGCAAGCUCACCACCAAGAGCCACUGGUGGUCCUGUAUCUAUGAACGCACCCACAUCACCUAGUGCACAGCGACUCCGGUCGAAAGCUUCCAACUUGAAUCUCAGAAAGACUGCUCCGGACCUUGCUCCAUCCGCAGUGGCAAAAAUUGGAGACAAUAUCCCACCGGCCAUUCAGCGUGAAACAAUGGAGCAAGCUCGAUUUGCCGUAAGAAGUCGUAUUGAGAAGGAGAAGUCUCUCCUUUCCACAUAA
Sugiyamaella lignohabitans is the source of this 1473-nucleotide messenger RNA. RefSeq names its product Muscle M-line assembly protein unc-89 (gene MIF2). Bases 1 to 1473 code for a protein of 490 amino acids. The record is from RefSeq and is a predicted model, not a curated record. The transcript has a single exon. Lineage: Eukaryota; Fungi; Ascomycota; Dipodascomycetes; Dipodascales; Trichomonascaceae.